GUGUCUCUUUCUGGGGCUGCAACAUAAUUUGCUCUCUUUGCAGGUAAAAGAGUUUGGUGCUGUGAUAUACAACUGCAGCUGCUUGGCCAAAGACCUCUGGAAAACAUUUAGUACUUACUGGGAUCUUGGACAUGCUAAUGCUACCAUCCCAUUCCCUUGGCCUCUUAAUUAUUCUACCUACAUUAACAAGCAUCGGCCUCUGGAAGCAGAAUUCAAUGGAAUUUUGACAAAAGCCUAUUUUUCUGCUUCUCCUCCAGCAUUUUGUCCAGAAGGUCGCACUCAUGACCUCUUUGCUAUAAUUAGUAUUAUCAGUGAGGCACAGAAAUUUGUCUAUGUUUCUGUUAUGGAAUAUUUCCCUACCAGUCGUUUCAUUCGUCCAGAAAGAUACUGGCCAGCCAUUGACAAUGCUCUAAGACGUGCAGCUUUCAACUACCAAGUACGAAUCCGGCUUCUGGUCAGCUGCUGGACUCACUCUGACCCAGCCAUGCUCUACUAUCUGAGGUCCCUGCGUGCUCUCAACAACCCACAUGCUCACAUCAGUGUUGACGUGAAACUCUUCAUUGUUCCAGUUCUGAAUCACACAAAUAUUCCUUAUGGGAGAAUGAAUCACAACAAAUAUAUGGUCACUGAUAAAGUAGCCUAUAUUGGGACUUCCAAUUGGUCAGAAGAUUACUUCAUUAAUACAGCUGGCGUGGGACUAAUUAUCAAACAGAAUUUGACCAACCUGCAAAGAAGGCAACUGCCUAUCCAGGAACAAUUAAAAAAUCUUUUUGAGCGAGAUUGGAAUUCCAAAUACGCAGUGAAUCUGGACGAUGUGCAGGGACAGAAAGACUGUAACUGGAGAGGCAGACUCUGAAGUGAAUUGAAAUAUAUAUUUAAAAUAGAAACAAAAAAAUAUUUUUGAAUCUUGUUCCUUGUGCAAAACAAGGAGCUUUCUUCUUUAUGUCUUUGUCAGAGAAAUCGCUUCCUUGUGGUGUCCACAUUGUUUGAUGAUGCAAGAACUUCUCAUAGUUGACUCUACCUGCAAAACCAUUAGUCAGUGUGUGACAUUUCCUUUUUUGUGUGAUUACUUCAUUCCAGAGUUAAUGAAAUGCAUACAGUAUUAUAUGACAA
Messenger RNA from Cariama cristata (Red-legged seriema), 1113 nucleotides. Its product is annotated as phospholipase D4-like. Gene Ontology annotation, biological process: hematopoietic progenitor cell differentiation; phagocytosis. NCBI's taxonomy places the organism in Eukaryota, Metazoa, Chordata, Aves, Cariamiformes, Cariamidae. The annotation marks the transcript as partial. Gene Ontology annotation, cellular component: nucleus; endoplasmic reticulum; trans-Golgi network membrane. The record is from RefSeq and is a predicted model, not a curated record. Gene Ontology annotation, molecular function: catalytic activity. The transcript has 5 exons.